Molecule: messenger RNA, 1134 nt
Organism: Colletotrichum karsti
Lineage: Eukaryota; Fungi; Ascomycota; Sordariomycetes; Glomerellales; Glomerellaceae
Exons: 5
Coding region: 1-1134 (377 amino acids)
Source: RefSeq, a predicted model, not a curated record
AUGCCCGUCAUCAAGGGCAUUCUUACGGUACUUCCAGCUCCGGAAGGAUAUGCGGUUGACUUCGCCAACCCUCAACGGCAGGCCGUGCCGGAUGCUUUCUAUGUUGCCGGCAUAGGCUCAGUUCUCAGCCUGCUUCUUAUGGCACAGCGUCUUUACACCAAAGCAUUCCUUGUAGGAAAGCUUCAAGUUGAUGAUGACAUGUUCGCGGUAGGAGCUGGGGGUGUUCACGGAUGGGAGAUUCCAGUUGAGAAGUUCAAUAUUUUCAUGCUUGACGUCUUCCUCGCCGCCCCUAUCUACACCCUUUGCGGAAGCUUUGCCAAAGUUUCUCUUCUCAUAUUCUAUGUGCGCCUGUCACCGCAAAGAUGGUUCAAAUGCUCUGUGUUGAUCACGCUGGCUGUCAUUAUUUGCUACAGUCUUGGGAUCUUCUUUGCCCUCGUAUUCGCAUGCGAUCCGAUCGCGAUGAACUGGGACGCAACAAUCACUGAAGGAACCUGCAUCAACCGACCGGCCCUAUACAUCGCUACAGCCGUUGCUAACAUAGUCUCCGACAUCAUGCUUUUUGCGUUGCCGCUUCCCAUCGUGGUAAAGCUACAAAUUCCGCGGCGCCAGAAGAUCGGGCUGUUCUUCAUCUUCGCAGUGGGGUCUCUAACUGUCGUCACCUCCAUCGUGCGAGUCUCGCUUUUACCGGCCAUGCUCACCAGCCUGGACCAAAGCUGGGCCAUUUCAUACGCCAGCCUUUGGAUCAUUAUCGAAGCAAAUCUUCUCAUCAUCUGCGCCGCUCUCCCAACCCUUCGAAGAUUUCUCCGUCACGUCGCUCCCAAGAUUAUCGGCGAAAGCACAUAUGGCAAGGGUACCAAAAAGACCGAUCCUGGAAGCAAACACUUGAGUCGGAUGACGAUUGGGGGCACAAAGGGCACACGCAAUCGCAACGAAUAUUCGGAAUUCGACCGCGAUAACAGCCCUGAGACGUUCGUCAUGACAAGUGUGGGAACCAGUAAGCCCGAAGUGGAUAACACAGCCAACAGCGAACAUGACGCAGCCUGGCAAGACGACUCGUCAGAAAAGGCCAUCAUCUAUGGCAACACAAUAGUCCAGACCAAGACCGUGACGGUGGAGUAUAGCUCUAGUAAAUGA